AAGUGUGGCGAACUUCAGUCUCGAGCCUCGCGUAGAUCGUAACGGACUCGGCCGCCGCGACGCGCCGUCCUUUCACGCUCGAUUAGGCUCCAUGGAGAACCGCGGGCCCGACAGCAGGUGCAGUGCAGUGUUCGAGUAAGAGCGUGGAGCAGGAAAAGCGGAGAACCACCAGCCUCGACGACGAGCGAGGGCCGCAGGAAAGGGCGCGAAAGGCGUGCGCGCGCGAACAUCCACGGGACAGAAGGUGCUCCAACAACACGGUAUAGCAACACUCACACACACAAGCGCUUAUUUAUCCAACGCGCCUCAUCCACGCGAGACAGCCGUCCGUGCUCCGUUCGCGAGAUCCUCGCGACUGAGACUAACGAAUCGACAAUCCCCCGAACGACGCUCCGACGAAAAUCGCCAUUAUCGUCGGACGCGCGAAAAGCGUUGCCGUUCGAAAAAGACGCAACGCUCGAAACGCGCGUGCGCGCGGAGCCGCGCGCAUCAGAUUCAGCUGAUUGACACCGUACGGUAUAGAAUCCUGCAGAAAUGACAGAUCCGUCGUCGCGAUGAAUUCUCUGCGGCAGGUGAAUUUAUUCGAAAUUAUGCGUUGAGCGCGUGCACGAUCGCUGAAUCUCGUCGCUCUUCAUCGGCAUUGCAGGCUCGUCCGAGCUCCCGAAAUUGUCAGGAAAGAGAAAGAGAGAGAGAAAGAGAGAGAAAGGGAGAGGGACAUAGCGGAAGGAUAGCUCCCAAAGUUUUGGGAUGUCGACGUACAGGAGAUGGACUUUGUGGCCGGUGAGGACGCGUUUUCGACACUUCGCAAAGACGCCGACGAUCUAUCGCAGCUGAGAUCGCCGAUGAUCGAACGGGCCGAUCGAUCGUGUUGAUCGUGGAACUUCCUUCGGGUGAAUUGUGCGCUCCGACAGCACUUCGACAUUUCAGCUCCACGAGUGAGUUCGCUUGGUUGGCGAACGAGUCUGCUGGCGACAGAGCCACACGGGGGGAAGAGUCUCUCGCUGCGUUUUCGGUGUCGUAACCGACUCCGCGAGUAACCUGGAAUUAUCCUCGAGACUUCGGCAAAGGAGCAGCAGCCAUGGACUGGAGGGUGGUAGCGUUGGCAUUUCUGGUGAUCACAAUAACGAGGCACAGCAGCAGCAGCACACACGCAGCCCAGAUACCUCAGCAGCCGUCGACGUCCACCGCGGCGGUAGCGAGCACCGUGCAGAUCGAGUGUGCGAGCGAGUCGAUAAUCGUCCGCAUCUCGACGGAGGGUAACACAGACUUCCACGGUCUGGUCUAUCCGCGCGGGCUCUCGAAGAACAGCUCCUGCCUGCAGGAGUACAGGAGUCAGCCCACGCCCAUAACCUACAAUCUGCCUCUCAGAUCCUGCAACACUAUGCCUACCGAGCUGGACGACGGCGGUAUCGAGUACUUCAACACUAUAGUGGUGCAGCCACACCUGAAGCUGGUCACGAACCAGGGCAGAGGUUUUCACGUGAGAUGCAGAUACCAGACGCGCGACAAAGUCGUAACGAACGACCAGACCCACGUGGCUAUGCUGCAAUCGUUGCCGUUGCAGGCGACCGCUCCGAUGCCGGGAUGCACGAUGAAGAUCUUUAGCGGCGAUCCGACGCAGCAUCACGUGGCGGAGAACGUAAAGAUCGGCGAUCCCCUGACCUUGGUCAUCAGCAUUGACAAGCAAGAAAUGUUCGGCUUGAGGAUAUCCGAUUGUCUGGUGCGCGACGGUCUCGGUUGGGGCGAGCAGCGGCUCAUAAACGACGAGGGCUGCCCGAUCGACGGCGAGAUCAUGGGACAGUUCACGUACAACGAGGACAAGACAGAGGCCAGGGUGAACUUCCAGGCGCACAAGUUCCCGUAUACGGCGAGCGUGUAUUACCAGUGCAACGUUAGACUGUGCGUCAAGCAUGGCGGAGGAUGCAUUAACACGCCGCCGUUGUGCAACUCGAUAGUCAGACGACGCAGGGACACUGCCGAUGACGACGAGGUGAAGGGUGUCGAAGGCUUGGACGGUACCCCGGCCACGAUCGAAGUCUACAGCGGUCUCUACGUGAACGAAGCUUCGGACGUUGGCUCCAAGUCGGACUUCACCGACGACGUAUUCAGAGAAAGGGCGAUCGACGACCCGAACACCAUUUGCAUAUCGCAGAGGAGCUUCGCCAUCGGGAUCGCCAUCGCCGGUCUGAUACUGAUGCUCGCGGUGGUGGCUGCUAUUCUGGUGCUGCUCGCCAAGAGGCGACACAAGAGCGUCUCCACGACAGGGUCGUCCAUUUACAGCGGACCCUACACGAACACCGCCUACAGCCACAGUAGUUAAGCCCGCUCCGGUGAGCGCUCGGCCGCUCGGCGCGAAGUCUACGCGAGAUCGAGAUAACGAACACGCGGCUCCUCGGAGCGACCUGUCCCCGCGAAAGUACGCGCCUCCGCUCCUCGAAUUUUUCGCUCCGCCGCGGUAUCUCGACGGUAUGUCGCGAGACUCGAUCGGUCGAUGAUGAUUAAUCAAGCCGGCACGCUCGCCGUUCGACCGCCGACUCGAGAUGCAACCUGGGCGUGGUUAACGAAAUGUGAAUCUCUUGCUCAACUGCCGAUGCUACUGCCUGUUGUAUCUCCUCCUCCUCUCCCUUCUUCUUCUUCUUCUUCAUAAAUUCGCUCUUCUAAGCAAUACGCGACGUGUCUUCUGCAGCAACGCCGGUACACGCUUCGAGGUAUCCGAAGAAGCCGGUUGUUCCCCCGAUACCGAGCUUUCCUGCCUCUUCUUCUUCUUCUCCUCACACGCGGGUAUUUCUUCGUACGAGAACGUUCGACUCGUGAAACUGUCACGACAGUCUCGAUAACGAAUUCCGAGGCAAGUUUUCACGAACAUUUAUAGUUCGCUUCUUUGGUGCAAUAUUUAUCGUAUAAAAUAUAAGUGAUUUGAUACGAAAUGAGCGCGCGGAGAUACGAAAAUUUCCGAGAGAUCAUUCUCGCGGGGAGAAAUUCUAUUCUUGUAGAAAUCGGUGCUUGAACGCAUUAUUGAGACCUGUCUGGAACAGGGUUGCGAAUCUUUCGUUUCCUUCUUUGUCUCUCCCUCUGUUCUUCUCUUCUCUCCGUUAAAAUAAUCCGCUAGGCCUCCGCUCGAACCGUCCCGCUGGCGAACGAGAAGUCGUGCUCGGGGUAACGAUCGCUCUCGAAUCGGCGCUUCGUUCACAGCGCCCGCGUCGCGUAGCAACCUUAGCGAAACCCUUACCGUUACUUCCGAUCGCGCGCACGUCUAACGCGAAUCGACACGACUCCGUCGCGAGUUGCGUCACAUUCUAAUAUAUAUACCUACCUACGUAAUAUUACUAUACUGUACACUAGUCCGGUAUACGCUGUCCUACCUAACAUAUACGCACACACACGUACACAUACACACGCAUAUACACACACAUACACACAGCACGCGACAGUACCGUCAAGCCGCGGUCAUCUCGAUGAUUCAAUUCCAACAUUACCCCGCGUGAACUCACUCUAGCGAUUUAAGUUGAAGUCGACAACUGCCGACUCGAUCAAAUACUCCAGUGAUACAUCGCGACGUAUCACCCUUCCCCCCGCCCCCCCCGUCCUACCGCCAGCGCGGCAUCUCCGCGCGCAACUGUUCACGUUUCCGUCUUGUAUUUUCGUGUCUUGGCCUCGAAGGCACCCUCCGAUUCGCAUUCCUCUCCGACGCUUCGAGUUCACCGUUGCGCGCAACUUAACAUGCGCGCGGCGGCAUUUUCGUUUGUAUUUCCGAUCACGUUGCAGCCGGUGUGUGCGGUUAAUUCGGCUCUUUGGAUGAUGCGGACGACGGAAUUCGCUCCGACGCGGUGAAAAACGCGGCAAUGCCUUUCCGUCCUCUACCAUUGGUUCGCUUUUUCGAGACGCGUCGAGCGGCAUUAAGUGGAAAUAGUAGUUGAAUAAAUACAAUACAAUAGUAAAUCGCGGAGUAUUUAUACUCCGUAAUUAUAUUUUGCGUAACACUCGCUGUGUCAGCAACGACGCUUGCCAACCCAGACGACAUAAUGUUGAAAAUCCGGACGUAAGACGUCUCAGUUCAACGCAACGAGUCCAAAAUCGAGUCACGAGACAUUUCAAAGACGAGAAUCCACUUUUCCAUACGUGAUCGGAAAUGCAUCCAUGAUAUAAAACAGAAAGACGACGAAUAUUGAUAAAAAAAAAAAGAACUCAACCAAGAUUCAACAGAAUGCGUUGUCGGUCACCGGUGAGCUUCCACUGGUGAAACCGUGUGUGUGUGUGUAUGUGUGUGUAUGUACGUAUGUGUAUGAAUGGGCCAUUGCCGUCGUAGAGAUGCUCAUCACACACUCAAUCUUACAUCACAGCGAGUCGUUGGCGAAUGAAAGGCGAAAAUUCCGAAGCCCCCCUCCCCCCUCUCGUUACGAAUCACUCCGACUACUAAAUGUCUACGACGUCGCGAUGCUCGUGUGAAUGUGAAGCAAGCGGGCGCGCCGCUCGGUCCGGAGCGUAGAAUCAGAUCUGUAAUCCGUCGCGACGCUUGAACGUGUUAAUGUUAAUUAGCCUAAUUGAAACGAGGUGCUGCUCUCCGAUGUCGGUGUGCCGGACUCCUCCGCGGGAACAGCCGGGCGAGACGUCUCCCGAGCGGUUCAGUUCAAAGGAUUCCCCGAGUCUUCGAGACUUCGUCGGACGCGUGAAUCGCCGUAAAGAGGAGGAGGAGGACACCGACGAUAUCGUACCGACAGCGAUAUCGGUCGCGGAGCGUUUAGAUUAUAACUGACAAAGACGAGGAACUUACUGCCAACUGCGCGCAGUCGCGUAACGUGGGUCCAACGUGGUGGUGGGUACAUGAUCAUAAAAUUUACAUUUACGAAGAGGAAUCAACACACGCGCGUAACGUAACUUGGUAACUCAUUAAAGCGCUGAUACGCCGGGCCGCCGCUGUCCGGCGGAGAGUGUAGCGUUUCCGGGAACGAUAAUGAAUGUGUGCGACAGCGGCUCCGGAUGGACCCGACACGGUGCGUCGAAUGAGAGACGCGACGCCGACGCUACGUGAGCGCCGUCAUGCUUUCGCGGUGCAAUAAUAUUUUACCGGUCAUUCCGGAGGCUGUGAUGGUCACGUGGUCUGAGAGAAAAAUCCGCUAAAAAUUAGUGAUUAUAAAUGUUUUCCUUGAUUUUUGAAUAUAUAUCUCUUUAUUUUCAUAUUUUUGAAUAUAUAUAUUUAUAUUUCUAAAUUUAUAUAUCGUCUGUGUUGAAAAGCUAGACAGAUCACGCAUGUACGUGUCCCUCUCUUCUACCGAAUUAUUUUUUAACGACUUUUGCUUUUUCAAUGACAUUCUUUUGCCAAACACACACACAUAUCUUAGGGUGUCUCAUGCCAUGUGUAUUGUUGCAGCCUCGGGACGAUGUGAAUCUACGUGAAUCUACGUUUGAGCGUACUCAUUUACGUUUACUCAGGGGCGAGGUGUUAUUUCCUCUUGCAUUACUCCGUGGUACGAUAAUGUAAACUGACGACGUCCACUUCCCGCUUUAGCGCUAUCCCAUGAAAAGUGCAAUAACUUCGAACGCUCCGGAGGUCCCCGGAAUUUCUGUCGAGGGUUUUGGAAUCGCUCGGCGAACGCGUCGCGCGUUUAUUCUCUUGCCGCGCCAUGGCAUUGGUUCAUAGCGAUCAUUGGGGACGGAAAAAUGGCUGUAUAGUAUUCCUUCUUUUUUUUUCUUUUUUUCUUUGUAACGCAACGCGACGCUCCCGAUGCUCCCGCAAUGUUCCUCUGGACCCUUGUCAAAAGAAUUUACAACGAAUCUGUGUAAAUAACGAAAACUUAAUAAAUCUGAUAACCAUGUGA
This is a messenger RNA of Dinoponera quadriceps, 5816 nucleotides long. RefSeq lists its product as uncharacterized. Lineage: Eukaryota; Metazoa; Arthropoda; Insecta; Hymenoptera; Formicidae. The record is from RefSeq and is a predicted model, not a curated record. The transcript has 9 exons. The coding region runs from base 1079 to 2320 and encodes 413 amino acids.